Molecule: messenger RNA, 3044 nt
Organism: Boeremia exigua
Lineage: Eukaryota; Fungi; Ascomycota; Dothideomycetes; Pleosporales; Didymellaceae
Exons: 1
Coding region: 12-3005 (997 amino acids)
Molecular function (GO): protein binding
Source: RefSeq, a predicted model, not a curated record
CGGAGAAGGAGAUGGGCGAGCGGCUGGCGGGCGCGUCGGCCUACGACGUGCUGGAGGAGCUGCUGCGCCGCAAGGAGCCCGGCAAGCAGGAGCUGGCCUGGCUGCUCUACGGCGCCCUCCCGCCCGACGCCCGAGGCCCGCCCGUCAUCCUGCCGCUGCUCGACUACCUGACCGUCGACCUCGACCCCGCCGUGCCCGAGCGCGUCACCCAGCUGUUCGACCAGCUCCCCGUCGGCGCCCGCACCGCCGCCGCCUACCGCGCCACCAUCGUCGCCCACUCGGCCCUGGGCCAGGUGGGCCCGGCCAUGGCCCGCCACCGCGACGCUGCCCACGGCGCGCGCUUCGUCGAGUACGAGAACCACGUGCCCGACCUCGGCACCAACGCCCUCCUGCGCCGCCUGGUCGCCGACGAGCAGUGGGACCUCGUCAUCCGCGUCUACGCCUACUACGUCAAGCGCGCCCGCUUCUCCAUCGACCGCCAGCGCACCACCUACCGCAUCCGCUGGGGCCAGGCCACCCUGCCCGAGAUCUGGCACGACGCCGCCCAGCUGCCCGAGAUCCGCGAGCACCUGCAGUCGCUGUUCUUCUACAUCCGCCGCCACAAGUCCGAGCUCACCGCCGACCCCAAGCGCACGGAGCUAUACAUCACCUUCGUCCAGAGCUUCGUCGCCCACGUCAUGGACCGCGUCCUGCACGUGCGCAAGCCGAAUGAUGACCACAUCUGGGACUGGUUCACGAAGCUCUUCGACGACCUGCACGAGCUGGACAUCCCGCCCGACGCCAGCUACCACCACGCCAUCACCUCCAUGCUGAAGCUGGAGCGCUACCGCGUCUACACCAACCAGCGCAAGCUGCACCUCGAGCUGUACCGCCGCUACCGCCAGUGGUACCUCUACGAGCGUGUCGACGAUCCCGCCUGGAAGCCGCUGCCGCCCCAGCUCCCCCUGCUGACCUCCAUCCUCAACAGCCACGGCAAGCACUCCAGUCUGGACCGCGUCAACGACCUGGUCGCAGACAUGCGAACCUUCUACCCCGGCAAGCCGCUCACGCCCCCGGUGCUGCAGCUUUUGCUGCAGAUCUACGCCGAGCACGGCGACGUUGCCCGUGUUGACGAGUACUUCGCCGCGGUACAAUCCUCCACCAACACCCUCACCCACAAGCAGGCGAAUGCCCUCGUCUACGUCCACGCUCGGCGCGCUGACGUUCCGGGCGCGCUGGCUGCCUUCCAGCGCAUCCACGACCUCGGCCUCGUCCCCGACCAGUACAUGUGGAACACCCUGCUCCUCGCCUACGUGCGCGCCGACGACCUCGACGGCGCCCUCGAAACCUUCAACCGGGCCCUGGACGCCGGCCUGCAGCCAAACGUCCACACCUUCGGCCCCAUGCUUGACAUGUGCGCCAAUCGCGGCGACAUCGAAGCCUUUGAGUCGCUGUACUCGCGAGCCAAGCAGCUUGACGUCCCUCUGGAUAGAGAUGUCCGUGCCCGCUCCGGCUAUGUGCAGGCGUUUCUGAAUGCAGAAGACAUCGGCGCGGCAGAGGAGAUUGCCCAGGGCAUGCUGAAGCAGUGGAAGGGGGGCUUGCUGACCGGCCACCCGCUCACCCAUACGUGGAACAUCAUGAUCCAGUACUACGCCCUGCGGGGCGACGUGGCCAACGGCCGUCGCCUGUACCGCGAGAUGGUCGACAACCAGAUCCCGCUGGACAACGUCACCUUUGCCAGUCUGAUGCGGGCCCUUAUCGAGAUCAAGCAGACCAACGCCGCCUACAAGAUUUUAAAGGUGACCCUCCCCGAGCACAACCUGCGCGUUGAGGCUAUCCACUACGCCAUUGUCAUGACCGGCUUCCUGAAGGAGGGGCAGUGGGACCUGGCGCUGGACGCCCACGAGCGCAUGAUUGAGCGCAAUGUGAACCAGACCAUCAGCUCGCGCCAGGCCUCCAUCAACACCAUCGGCAUGUCCGAGUUGGUGCGCCUGCUCAAGGCCAAGAACGACAACCCGCGCCGCCACCUGCGCCAUGUCGAGACUCUACUUCGCGGCAUGUUGACGUCCGGCGACGUCGGCCAGGACAUUGCCCACCGCCAGCCCAACCACAACCGCUAUAUCGAAGCCCACACGCAGUCGGUCGUCCCGGCAUCCUACUACGGCCUGCUCAUCACGCUGUACAACACCCGCGGCGCCUACCAGAUCUGCAAAGACCUCUUCGCCAAAGCCGAGGCCACCAUGGAGCCCACCGACUUCGACGCGCCGACCAACUUCAUCACCGCCGUCAUGGAAGCCCACUACCGCGCCAAAGAGUGGUCCGAGGUCGAAAAGUGCUGGGCCCAGGUGCUCGAGUCGUCGUCACGCCUGAUCAAAACCUUCCAGCAGAUCAUGUUCCCCGACCCCGCCGCGCCCGACGGCACCAGCCUGACCGACCCCGUGGUCCAGCAGCGCUUCGCCGAGUCCCGCAUCGCGCACAACCGCCGCCAGAUCAUCACGCGCGCGACCCGCAUCUACAUCCGCUCGCUCAUCAACCGGCACCCGCCCUCGCACCCCGCCGCCGCGCCGCUCAUCACCCGCGCCCAGCUCGCCAUGCGCGAUUUGUUACUAAAAGGCUUCGCCAUCGACAACUUCACCUGGAACGAGUUCGUCGUCGCCCUCGCCGACCACGGCCACCUCGUCUCCGCCUUCGCCGUCGCAGAGACGUAUCUCAUGCCGCGCUUCCCCGGCUGGCGCAGCCUGGCGCCCUUUUUCGUCCGCACAGACCGCCGCGGGUACCAGUGGAUGGAGCUGCGCCACUACGACAUCAAACGGAAUACCGUGGUGCCCAGAUACAAGACGCUGGUCGUGCUUGCGAGGGCGCUCAAGCAGGUCAAGGAGGAUGAGAGGGGCGGGGCGGGGUUUAGCGAGGGCAGGUGGAUGAGAGAGGUUUUGGAGGAGAGGGCGCCGCUGGUUUGUAGGGCGGUUGAGACGAUGCCGCGCACGGGGGAUGGGUUGCAGGAGAGGUAUUUUGGGGUGGGGGAGUGAGGUGGGGUGGCGAGGAGGCGGUGGGUGUGUAUCUGGGAG